AUGUCGCAGAACAAAUCGAAACCGAGAGAUUCGAAAGCUCGUGACCCUCCUCCUAGCCUCUUUCUCCGUCCAUCGCCAAGUGCAUCGCAUGUUUCGCUGUCAGGAGUUGUUGCUGCGGGCCCUGGACUGCCAUCGGCUGGCUUGUCCACUCAGCAGUCACAAGCACCGCCUCCUCUUUCUCGCACAGGCUCUCUACUCAAUCCUCUAAAUCGUCCAUUUCCUCGUCUUCAGACCGGCGACUCGACCAGAACCACCGAUAGAACCGACGCGCUAUGGGCCGAGAUGCAGGCAACCCUCGAAGAGGCCGAACUGUCCGCCAGUGGUGGGACCCACGUAUUUGGGCCUGAUCAUGAUCGCAAGUUAGCGCAAUUGCGAGCUGCCCAGAUUGCUCUGGCGCAAGCUUGGGCGCGAAGCGAAGCUGAUGACGCCGCUGGCGGACCCGUUGUCUCGGAGACUGAGGUACGAAAUCUAAAAGGCGCCUUGGGCGAGGUAGGAGGUAUGGCGGCAGCCGUAGCUGCUAGUGCUACUCAAAAUUCCACUAUUCCGUCCGGGGUUGCCAAGGCCGCUGCCGAAGGUACAGAUACGGGCAAAAGCACUAUGGGAACUGGGAGUGCACAGCCCGGCAAUAGUGGCCUCGACGGCGAGAAGCUCGGCGCCAAGCUUGAAGAGGAAACGGAGCGAGAUAUUCUCCUUGCUAGAAAUAGGAGGGAGGCGAAUGAUCGAUACUUCAGCAAAGUAGACCAAGGUGUGAGAGAUGUUGUUGCUAAGCUUGAAGAGGUUGCUAUUGCUAUGAGAGCUGUUGAGCAAGAGACAAGAGGCGUCUGGGGUGAAGAAAGCGCCGUGGAAAGUGCUGACGCUUAG
Messenger RNA from Xylaria bambusicola, 861 nucleotides. RefSeq lists its product as uncharacterized. The record is from RefSeq and is a predicted model, not a curated record. The coding region runs from base 1 to 861 and encodes 286 amino acids. The transcript has a single exon. NCBI's taxonomy places the organism in Eukaryota, Fungi, Ascomycota, Sordariomycetes, Xylariales, Xylariaceae.